Messenger RNA from Eurytemora carolleeae, 865 nucleotides. RefSeq lists its product as uncharacterized. Bases 293 to 865 code for a protein of 190 amino acids. The record is from RefSeq and is a predicted model, not a curated record. NCBI's taxonomy places the organism in Eukaryota, Metazoa, Arthropoda, Copepoda, Calanoida, Temoridae. The transcript is spliced from 4 exons.
UCUCGGCCUAGCAUGCCUAACUCCAUCCUAAAUCCCGUGUUAAAACGGCCUGGCCCGGCCUGUGCACCUGAAAUUCAGGCACUGCACUAUAGCACUAGCAGUCUUACUUACUUGGUCACACCACAAGGAGGCCUAACUGAUGUGAAUUUUAAAGUGAACAUUUUAAACCACUGUAAAUCAAAUUAGUAAAAAUGUUAAAUGUUAUGUAAAGAUGAUCCUCACUACUCCGUGAAACUAGGAUGUUGUCCUAUGUUGGGUGAUGUAAGAAUAUGUUUAUUAAGUCUAGAGGUGUAUGGGGGCAGAUCAGGGUAUGGUCCAUGAGACUGUCAUGAGUUCAGUAGGCAACAACGUUGCCGAACCAACGGCCAAACAGAAAAAUAAAAACAACCGUAACGGUUACCGGGCCAAGGAACUUGCGGAGAUCAGGAACAGUCUUCGACCAUUUGAACAGCAAGGAGAACAGCUGUUCAGAAACACACUUCGACAGCUGAAUAGCGAACAGAUCAAUAACGAUCAAUUGCGCCAGUUGAACGGUGAACAGCGAGCGCUAAACGGCGAUCGACAUGUGAACGGUGAACGACAUCUUAACAGUGAUCAUCUACGACAACUCAACGGUGAAUUAAGACUUAACUAUGACAAUGUCAGGUUUGACGAACAGUAUCGUCAAUAUGAGACGGAGCAGCUUCGGAGUGGGAGCAGCUUGAGCGAGAGCAGCUCCGGGGAUGGAGCUGCAACUGUUCAAGAGACACUUCAGGAUACUCUUAAUAAGCUUGCUCUAAUGGGAUACGAUGAGGCUACUGCUAUCCGUGCUGUAUCUCUGGGAGAUGGGAGGCUUGGUUCAACCUUAGAUAUUCUUCAUAGGUAA